AUGACCAAGGCCGUGAUAACGUCUUUUGUUUUCGUUCUCGCGUUUGUCUUGCCUGGGAACGCACAGGUCUCAUGCGAGAAUUAUGGUGUCUCAGCUAACGCCUCCUCGUGCGUUUGUCCUCCAGGAUUCGGCGGCCCGACGUGUUCGUCGCCUGCCUGCGGCGGGGAUAUCUUCCAAGGCGGUCAGCGUUCACUGAUCCAAGGCUCAUCUGCGAUAUCCUUCGGAAACCUCACUUCUUCUGGAUGCUCUUGUGAAUCCGGAUGGACUGGAACAGGAUGCAAUGUUUGCCAGAGCUCGACCAGCUGCCAGAGUGCAUUCACCGCCGCCGGGGGCAACACCUCAUCUACUGGCUCUGGGCUCGGAGAUUCAACGGGACUAAACGAAACACUGACUUGUAACACUUCUCCCAAAGUAUGGGCGGCGGGCGAGAUGAGCUGCAGCGUAAUCAACCCGACUCUUCAAGCAAUAUACCCUCUUUCGUCCACCUUGACCAUCCUCCGUACCCUGAACGAGACUCUCACACCUCAGCCCAACGCCACCUCAUUCGGCGUCUCUGGGACUGUCUACGCCCAGCUUUGGUACGCCGGCGUCGAGCAGUUCUACUGCACUGCAAGUUCGUGUACGCAGGACGCUCCAGGUGACGGGACCUCGUCCUGGCAAUGCCAUGACCUCGCGUGCACGUGUCGCCCGAACACAACAUUUUGUGGCGCGGUCCCGCUCACGAAUCUCACGUCGACGAUCGACGGCCUCAGCGGGGACCUCGACAUAUCAUGUGGGGCGCUCGCGAGCCAGAACAAUACUGCCGCGUGCUCGUUCCAGCAGACUAUCUUGAAUCAACUGUUUGGGUCGCAGGGGCUGUCUCUGAGCGGCUGUGCGUUCGGCGAGUGCGUUCGGCAGGGCGUUAUCGAUACCGACGCGGGAGAGGGUGUGACGCAGGGUGGAGGUGGAGGAAAACAGCUGAGUGGAGGCGUUAUUGCAGGACUGGCUGUCGUAGGUGUGUUGGUGGCUGUCGCAUUGUUGGGGCUGCUGAUCGGGUGGUGGAGUCGGAGGCAGGUAAGGAGGGGCGGGGAGGGAUAUGUGAAGGAGAAGCGACAUGGGGGUGUCGCUGUGGAAUGGAAGGAUGUCAGUUAUAUUGUGCCAGGGACUGCAGGGAAAAGUUGGCUCGCUGGGCUGCGCUAUAGACGGCAUGCGAUAGAUCGCAAUGCAGAGAAAGCUGUGUUAGAUAGGGUGAGCGGGGUUGUCGAGCCAGGACAGAUGAUGGGCAUCCUCGGUCCAAGCGGCGCUGGUAAAACGACGCUUGUAGAGAUUCUAGCAAACAAGAACAAGUCCGGGAUUACGACUGGUCUCGUCCGAUUCCCCCAAGCAGAGUCUGCCUCACUCAAACGUGACCUCCACAUCGGCUUCGUACCACAACAAGAUGUCCUUCCCUCGACCCUCACCGUUUUCGAAUCUCUCCUCUUCGCCGCUCGACUGCGUCUUCCCGACUACGUCUCUGAUGCAGAGAAAACACAGCGGGUAGAGGAUGUAGUGGAGCAGCUCGGGCUGUCACGUAUUAGGAACGUCCGUAUUGGUGGGCGGAGCGCGGGCGGAGGUGAAGGGAGGGGGAUAAGCGGUGGUGAGAUGCGGAGGGUCAGCAUUGGGUUGGAGUUGGUGGCCAGUCCAGACGUGCUGAUAUUAGACGAGCCUACGUCUGGACUGGAUUCGGUGUCUGCGUCCAAAGUGGCCAGUGUCCUCCAUGCAGUCGCGCAAGACUCAGAGAACCCAACUGCUGUCAUUGCUUCGAUCCAUCAGCCGAGUUCUCAGCUUUACCAAACGUUUGACAAGAUUUUGCUUCUCUCUCAUGGACACGCUCUAUAUUGUGGUCCUGGGUCCUUUGCCCCUUCAGAGUACUUCUCCGCACAGGGUAUCGCGUAUCGUGAAGGCUACAACGUCGCGGAUCAUCUACUGGAGAUCGCAAGCAAUCCGCCUGACCAAAUUGUUCAACAGAGUCGGGCAAAUGAGGAGAAGGUAGGACAGGGUAAUGCAUCUGGAGAUGUUGAAAUUGGGAGUGCUCGCCAAGUGGUAGGCGGGCUCAAAGGAUGGAAGGCGGCCUUCAAAGGACAAGAAUACGCAGCAACAUUCUUGACGCAGAUAGAAGUCUUAUCUGGGAGGGAAUGGAAGAAUCUGAGAAGAGACAAGACGUUGUUCUUUGCCCAUGUGGGUGUUUCUUCAGUGCUAGGUGUAUUUUGUGGCGGUCUGUACUAUAAGACAAACGAGACUAUUGCUGGCUUUCAGUCUAGAGUCGGAUGUCUGUUUUUCCUGGGAGCGCUGAUCGCAUUUUCGUCGUUGAGCGCAUUGUACAACGUAGUGGAAAUCCGCCCAUUGUUUCUGAGGGAGAGGUCCAGCUCUUACUACAGUCCAACAGCGUGGUUACUCUCCAGAUUUGUUUUUGAUGUGUUACCACUUCGUAUCAUACCCACGAUUAUUGUAUCAUCUGUCACGUAUUGGAUGGCGGGACUGGCGCCUCAUCCAGCCAAUUUCUUCAAGUUCCUAUUCAUCCUCGUCCUGUAUACACUAGCCAUGACGCUCUUCAACUUCCUUCUUGCCACCCUUUUUCGAAACGGCGGUCUAGCGAUCCUCCUUAGUGCGCUCACUGCACUGUAUCAAAUGACGUACGCCGGCUUCUUUGUGCACCUGAACGAUAUCCCGCCUGUCUUGCGAUGGUUGCAAUGGCUCUGCCCUCUGAAGUACACGCUCGAGGCUCUGUCCGUCAACGAAGUUGGCUCUGGACUAAUGAUCAAAGAUACGCUGCAAGGCGUGCCGGUCGAUGUAUCUGCGAGUCUCAUCAUGAAUUUGCUGUUUGGAUUUGGCAGUAAUAAUUACUAUCGGGAUGUGCUUGUACUAUUCGCCUUCAUCGCAGGCUUCGGAGUGAGCGUUAUUGGAAUUGUUUGGUUCAAGGUGCGAGAGACGAGAUGA
This is a messenger RNA of Heterobasidion irregulare TC 32-1, 2955 nucleotides long. RefSeq names its product ABC transporter. The record is from RefSeq and is a predicted model, not a curated record. The transcript has 13 exons. The coding region runs from base 1 to 2955 and encodes 984 amino acids. NCBI's taxonomy places the organism in Eukaryota, Fungi, Basidiomycota, Agaricomycetes, Russulales, Bondarzewiaceae. Gene Ontology annotation, molecular function: ATP binding; ATP hydrolysis activity; ABC-type transporter activity. Gene Ontology annotation, cellular component: membrane.